AUGAAGAUCAUUUGGGGUCUCCUUCUGCUCUGUACAGUGGCCCAUUUCUGCAGCAGUGCAGAAACUGGCGGUCUAUCUAAAACAGCGGUGGACUGCAGCAUUUAUAAGAAGUACCCAGUGGUGGCCAUCCCCUGCCCUAUCACCUACCUGCCUGUUUGUGGUUCUGAUUACAUCACCUAUGGGAAUGAAUGCCACCUGUGUACCAAGAGCUUGAAAAGUAAUGGAAAAAUUCAGUUUCUUCAUGAAGGAAAAUGCUAA
Molecule: messenger RNA, 258 nt
Organism: Trichechus manatus latirostris (Florida manatee)
Lineage: Eukaryota; Metazoa; Chordata; Mammalia; Sirenia; Trichechidae
Gene: SPINK7
Product: serine peptidase inhibitor Kazal type 7
Exons: 4
Coding region: 1-258 (85 amino acids)
Molecular function (GO): protein binding
Source: RefSeq, a predicted model, not a curated record